Aphidius gifuensis is the source of this 3729-nucleotide messenger RNA. RefSeq lists its product as uncharacterized. The transcript has 11 exons. Gene Ontology annotation, molecular function: protein binding. The record is from RefSeq and is a predicted model, not a curated record. The coding region runs from base 252 to 3401 and encodes 1049 amino acids. NCBI's taxonomy places the organism in Eukaryota, Metazoa, Arthropoda, Insecta, Hymenoptera, Braconidae.
UCAUAUAGGAGUAAAAUUAAAUAUUGGUUCCUUGUGCAAAAAUUUAUAUUGUAUUAAAGAAUACAGUAGAAUAUAUUAGUAAAUUCUAGAUGUUACUUUUGGCAAUCACUGUACUGGCUUAUUUUUAAUUUUAUCCAACAUAUAUAAAACCAAGCAAUGAUUUCAUUUAUUCAAUCAGUCCAACAAAAAGUGCCAAACUUGAAAGCAAACAUUUUCAAACAUUCUAAAAAGAAAAGAAAAUAUUAUUAAUCAUGUCAGAAGAAAAGAAUUCAGUUGAAUCAGUUGGUGAGACAUUUAAGAUUCUUCAAAAUGACCAAGUUGGAAAGUACAUGGUAGCUGAUAAAGAUCUUGAACCUGGUGAUGUUAUUGUUAGUGAAAAACCAUUUAUUGUUGGACCAAAAUCAUCAACAUAUCCACUCUGUUUAUCAUGCUAUACACCAUGGCCACCAACUGAAGAUAGUCAACCACUUUGUUCAAAAUGUGGCUGGCCAGUUUGUGGUGAAGAGUGUGGAAAUGCACCACAACAUUGUGACUACGAGUGUUCAAUAUUUGCAAAUGCACGUGAAAAAUUUAAUGUAACUGAAAUAUUAGAAGGUACAUAUGAAAAUGGAAUUCCUCAUUUUGAAUGCAUAACACCACUUAGAUUACUUUUGGCAUCAGAAAAAUAUCCAGAUAAAUGGAAUAAUGAAAUUAAAAAUAAAGAAUCACACAAUGAAAAAAGAUCAACAAAAAAUCAAUGGAAAACAGAUCAUGUUAAUAUUGUAACAUUUAUCAGAGAUCGUUUAAAACUUGAUAGAUUUACAGAGAAUGAUAUACAAACAGCAUGUGGAAUACUUGAAAUAAAUACACAUGAAGUUAGAACAAAAAGUGGCUAUUCAGCAAGAGCACUAUAUCCAACAGUUGCAUUGACAAAUCAUUCAUGUGUAUCAAAUACAAAUCAUAGUGUUUAUCCUGAUGAUUAUAAAAUUGUAUUAAGAGCAUCAGUAAAAAUACCAAAAGGUAGUGAAAUAUAUGGUAGUUAUGUAUCAUCAUUGUUACCAACAUUAUUAAGAAGAGAACAAUUAUUAGAAGGAAAACAUUUUUCAUGUGCUUGUAACAGAUGCUCAGAUCCAACUGAACUUGGUACACAUUUGUCAUCAUUAAAAUGUAGCAAAUGUGAUAAUGGAAUUGUCAUAACUCUUGAUUCACUUGAUCCAGAAAGUAUUUGGAAAUGUACACACUGUGAAUUUACAACAUCAGCAGCUGCUGUUAAAAAAGUAUUUACAAUAAUAAAUAAUGAAAUUGACAAUGUUGAAAUGAUAACAAUGGCUCAUGGUCCAGAAGCUAUUCAAGCUAGAGAACAAGUUAUUAAAAAAUAUCAUUCUGUUUUACAUCCACGUCAUGCAUUUCUUGUUAUGCUUAAAUACUCAUUGGUACAAUUGUAUGGACGUGUUGAUGAAUACAUGCUUGAUGAUCUACCAGAUAUUAUAUUAGAACAUAAAGUAGAAAUGUGCCAUUUAAUUCUUCAAGUAUUAAAUUCUGUUGAACCAGGAUAUACAAGAAUGAGAGGAUUAACAUUGUAUGAAUUACAUGCUCCACUUUUAUUUAUUGCAAAAUCACAAUGGAAUGCUGGUGUUAUUGAUAAUGAUGGUUUAAAACCAAAAAUGAUUGAAGCUGCUAAUAUUCUUAAAGAAGCUGCAACAAUUUUAUCUUUAGAACCUGAAGAUACUCCAGAAGGACAAAUUGGAAUUGUUGCUAAACAAUCCCUGAUACAACUUGAACAAUCAAUUCAAGAACUUUUGUUAUAUUUGGUACCGAGACUAGAAGAGCAGUCGUAUUACUUUCUCAAUGUACAAACAAACUGUUUCAUUAUGAAAAUUGAAGAAAUUUUUAAUAUCAGCAAAUACAAAGAAUCCCACUCUGAAAAAUAUGGAAGGUAUUUAAUAGCAGCAAAAAAAUUAUUACCAGGAGAAGUAAUUUUACGUGACAAUCCAAUUGCCAUUGGACCAGCUGUGUUCAAUUCAAAUUCACUUUGCUUUGCUUGCAUCAGGGUCAUCCCUCGUAUUGACAUUAUUGAUUUUAAAUAUCUAUGCAAUGAUUGUGGGGUUGCUUUCUUUUGUUCAUCAUCCUGCAAGGAAAGAAAAAAUCAUCAUACUACUGAAGAAUGUGAAUUAUUUAAAUUAAAAAAUUCUAAAAAAGUACUUUCACAAAUGACAAUACAUGAAACUCGAUCAAUUCUUUUAUUUUUACGUUUGUAUUUAGUAAAAAAACGUGAUCCAAGUGUUUGGAAUAAAAUAUUAAAAUUAGAAGGACACUUGGAGACAAGAAGAGACACAAAAAUUUGGUUUGAAAGUCAAAAUAAUGUUAUUGACACCUUGAAAAAAUAUGAUUUAAUUGAUAAAAAAGAUGAGGAAGAUGAAGAACUUUUACAAAAAAUUUGUGGUAUUAUUGAUGUUAAUUCUUUUGAAUUACGAUCACCUGGUACUCUUGAUGAAUCACCAUUGCGUGGUUUGUACACUGAGGCAUCAUUGAUGGCUCAUGACUGUCGAGGAAAUACACAUAUAACUGUUGAUGAUGAUUUUCAGCUAACUGUUUAUGCUAGUUGUCCAAUUGAUGAAGGACAAGGAAUUUUUUAUCAUUAUACUUCAGCUCUUUUGGGUGUUGUUGACAGAAGAGAGUAUCUUCGUGAAGGAAAAUAUUUUGAUUGUGAAUGUAAAUUAUGCAGUGAUCCAUCAGAACUUGGUACAAAUUUAAGUUCAAUUAAAUGUCCAUGUUGUAAAAUAGGAUUAAUACAACUUAAAAAAUUAAUUAAAAAUCCAUAUGAUAAAGAUAAAACUUGGCAAUGCUCAAAAUGUUUAAAAUAUUAUUCUGGAAGUUUAAUUAAAACAACAUUAUAUUUAACUAAUGAAAAAAUUAAUGAAUUUAUCAAUAAUACAAAUACAAAAGAUUUAGAAAAUUUAUUAAAUAAAUUAUCAUUUACUUAUCAUUCAAAUCAUUUUAUUAUGAUUAAUUUAAAACAAAAAUUACUUAUGAAUUAUAGAAUGGAAUUAAUUUCAUUAAAUCCACAAAAAAAAAUUUUAAAAAGAAUGCUUGAACUUUAUGAAGAUAUACUUGAUGUUCAUGAAAUUAUUGAGCCUGGAAUUUCAAGAUUAAAAGGAAUAAUUUUGUAUGAAAUGCAUUUGCCAAUUGAAAUUUUGGCUGAUCGUGAUUACAUGUCCGGUGAAAUAACACCAGAUGAAUUGUCAAAACGUCUACAAAAAUCAAUGGAUUUAUUAAAAAAAUCCCUGAGCAUGUUGCUGCUAGAACCAUCAACAAAUCCAGAAGGUUUAUUAGCUAAAAAGGCACUUGAACAAUAUAAAAAUAUCAGAGAUAAAAUUGAAGAUGUUAAAGCACUUGCACGUGUUGAUAAAUUGAAUCAAUAAAUGCUCGAUGAUGUAGAAAUAUCGUAUUUAUUAAUUUUUUUAUUCAAUUGAAUUCCUACGAAUGUAAAUAUAUUAAUGAAUGAUAAACCUUGACUAUAAUCAAGUCAAUGCUAAUCAUGAGAAUCAUUUAUCUGUUUCAUAGAAAUACUUGCAAUAUUAAAUAAUAUUUCAUCAAAGUGUUAUUGAAAUUUGUAUUAUGACUUUCGGCCAAGGACAUAUCUGUUAAAUUGGAAUAUCGAUACUGUGAGUUCAUCCAGGAUUUUCAUGGGAAUACCUGGGAAAAUUUAUUGACAAGCUUUCAAUGUCAGUAUGAACGAUUAAAACUUUU